Messenger RNA from Amorphotheca resinae ATCC 22711, 2199 nucleotides. RefSeq lists its product as hypothetical. NCBI's taxonomy places the organism in Eukaryota, Fungi, Ascomycota, Leotiomycetes, Helotiales, Amorphothecaceae. Bases 1 to 2199 code for a protein of 732 amino acids. The record is from RefSeq and is a predicted model, not a curated record. The transcript has 2 exons.
AUGGCGGAGACCGAUGACCUCGAGGCCUUGAUCGGGCGUAUCCCUGAACGUCCCCCCUCGACGACGACCCCAAAUCUCCGCUGUUGCUGCGGACGCGCAGAUUGUGCGUAUCUGAAGCACAACUGUUCGGCCCUUGAUGAUCUGGAGCAAGAGGUGCGAACAGCGGCGCAGUUGGGCCAAGCUCUCCUCGUUCGCCAUGAGGCGUAUAUGGUCGAUGCCGAACGCGACCGGUCAGAGAUGAAUGGCAGGAUUGAGAAACUCGAGGCCGACAGGAGGGAAUUGGAAGCCCGAAACGCGAAGACGGUCGCUGAGAAUCGCGCGUUGCUGGAUCAGUUGGAGGGUCUCAAUACCACGGUCUCCGAAUCAGAGUUGCAUAUCAAAGCCCUCGAAGCCACCUUACAAUCAGCGCACCAGGAGCUCCGUAGGCUCGAGGGGUUGGCAGCAAGGACCCAGGAUUUGGAGGUUCAGUUGGCAGCUUUGGAACAGGAGCAGGAGGCGCUGCAGAGGGCCGUUUUGAAGAGUGAGGCGGAUGAACGCUCGGCGAUACAGAGAUGGAAACAGGCGGAGAGGAGACUCUACGACUUGCAAGAUCAGUUGGAAAGGAUUGAGCGGGAGGCGCGUGAGGAGAGGGAACGACAUGCCGAGGUUCUGGGACGCAUGGAGAGACAACGCAAUGUGGAAAGAGAAUUGGAUACAGCUGCUGGACGACUCAAGGGAGCUGCAGCCUUGGCCGCUGGCAAUACCAAGAACGGCAGCAGUGUUAUUUCCCACUUUGUCAAAGACAUUCUGCAAGAUAACGCGAAUCUGCAGCUCGGGAUCGUCGAGUUGCGUGAGAUGUUGAUGGACUCAAAUGAGGAAGUCCAGGCGCUACGAGAGCAGUUGAUGAUGCACCAGCCCGUGGCUGAGGACAAGGGAGAUGGUAAUGGCCCUCCGACGCUGCGAGCAGAGCUUGCUCCUAAAGAGGAUCGUGAGGCAAAAGCCUUACCGCCGGCGCUUCACAUACAUCACCAUUAUCAUGCCCCGAAGAGGGAGGAAGUGCGGCGACCGAAGAAGAAACGCACAUCUAUUAAUACGGUCUUAACACCACCUAAGAUCGUCUCACGUCCAAUGACGCCAGUUAGGAGCCAAGAAACGGCGAGCGCGAUAUUGUCGCAAACAUCUGUUACGAUACCGACUCCGAUUACGCCCAAUCGCUGGUCAACGCAAUCUGCUCAGAUGUCGGAUUUCACGCCCUCCUCAGUCCCAAGCUCACCACAAUCAAUGUAUCGAAAUAACGCAUUGUUUGAUAGAAGCUUCGAUCUUGAUUCAUCACGGCCAACGUCACCGGGAUCGAGUGUCGACCCAGGAUCACCACAAUUCCCACCUCCCCGCCAUCGUAAACGUGGCUCAGAAGUAUCCACACGCAGCUUUGUGGCCCCCAGUAACUUCCAACCACAAGUCAUCCACGAAGAAGAGGAUGGUGAUAUAGAAGAAGUCCAGGACUUAAAAGCACCCACCGUGCCGCUGUCACUGGAAGACGAGUUGACCACUUCGGACAUCCCAAACCAAUCUGAUCUCGUCGCUGGAACUCUUGAGGAAGAAUGGACCCCCUUCCAACCCUCCCUUCGCCGCUCAACGUCACAUGAAUCCAUCCUCUCUAUCUCAGGCAUCGAUAUCCAUACUCUCAAAAUGCGACCUUCGCAAAUGACCAUCACGGGACGCGGCCUGCAACCACGUUCUAGAGUCGGAACCCCAACAACAUCCAUGUCUUCAGUAGAUACCCUGACCAGCUCAUCAAUGGUCACCGCCCUUCCCACGCUUUCUCGCCAAACUCUAAACAGCAGCGCCUACCUGCGCUCCAGCAUAGGAACCAGCAGUAGCAACAGCGACGUCCGCUCCAUCUCAUCCUCCCACUCCAACGAGGGCGGCAUCGGAAAGAAAGUCGGCGGCUGGGUCUUUGGGCGCUGGGGUAUGACGCCUGCCAAAUCCACCAGCGAUCUCCGAUCCUCCCCCGGGCCACUACGACCUCCCCCGCAGCGAAUUUCCAGUACACCUAUCGACCCGCUCAAAUCACAUUUAGCUCGUCCGCCAGGAAUCAACCAGAACGGACCCAUCCCAGGGUUCGUGAAGAAGACAGACAAACCUCCGAGUAAAGUCACGCCAGAAGUCGUGGAUCGAGAUGCUCUUAGAGAGAUAUUGAUGGAAGGUGGAUUGGGUUGA